Molecule: messenger RNA, 3892 nt
Organism: Strongylocentrotus purpuratus (purple sea urchin)
Lineage: Eukaryota; Metazoa; Echinodermata; Echinoidea; Camarodonta; Strongylocentrotidae
Exons: 5
Coding region: 331-792 (153 amino acids)
Source: RefSeq, a predicted model, not a curated record
UGAAACUUCGCAAACGGUACCCAGCGACGCUUAAUGCCGGCAUGGCGCGCGUGCGCGGUAUCGUUUGCGAUGUUUCAAAACAGUCACAGUGGGAAUAUAACAUGCGAAAAAAUGAACGACCCGUCUAAAUCACGGAAUUUGGCACAAAAAUGAUCUUGGGGAAAAAAAGUAAAUGGCCCGUCACUGUUGAAGAAGGAACAAAGAUGCCAGUUCUUCUACAAGAUUGCAGGUUUUGAUUUUCCGGAUGAAAUCGUACAGAACUACCUAAGCCCACCUGUUCUUAACAUUGCACAAGUAAAAGCGUCGCCGACGAAGAAGCGUGUUAGCGUAAUGGCGAAUGUGGAAGAGGUUGGAGAAGUCCGUAAUGUCGCAGGAGGGAAGAGAAUACGCACAGUCUCGUUAAAUGACGGAGAGGAGUCCAUUCGGCUUAGCCUCUGGGAAGAACAUACGGACAUUCCCAUUCACAUGAAUGAUCGACUCAAAAUCGAGUGUGUGGAGGUUUCGGAAUGGAACAACGUAAAACAAUUGGAUUCGACGUCAGCCAUGCGUGUUGAGCCAGUGGUAAUGAAUGAUGAGGAUAAGACUGGCCAAGUUAUUGCUCUUACGAGUGACAACCUGGAAUUACCAUAUGAAUUGAUUUUCGAAUGUGAUGGAACAGAAUACGAGGUCACCGUCAAUGGUCAAUCCAAUAUUGAAGUAAACCUGCACCAUCUGCCCACAAGGGGGAUCUUGAGCAUCCGGCAGGAGGGGAUGGUCAUGGUGUGCGUCAGGUUGAGACAGGAUGAUGUUUAAGUUUAUGUAAGACUUUACCUUAGGAUGUAUAGGUUUUAGCAGAGCCAUCAAUAAACAAAGUUCGGCCAACCCGGCUCGUUUAGGUUAUAACAUGGCGCAUAUUGCUUUGUUAGGCAAGCACAAUACAAAAGAAAAUGCGCCAUGUUGUUACCCAAAUGUAACCGAGUUGGCCAAACUCUGUUUACUAAUGGCUCUGGGUUUUAGUUGAAGGUAUAAAGUACAUGUUCAUGUUAAUAUUAUUUUGAUUUGGAUAUAAUUGGUGAUGUACAUUGCCUGUAUUUUCCUUUAGUUUUAUUAUUAUUUUUGCUUUUGGUAACUUUCAAGAAACUUCUUUCAUACAUCUAAGAUAAUAAAAAUAAAAGGUAUACACUCAAUAGAGCUUUCAUUUUUGUGAUCUUGCUUGAAAAAAUAUGGGUUAUCAAAAAUAAUGCAAAUUACAGGCAGUGCCACUAAUUAUUUUAGAUAUGUAACAUUUGACUUACAUUGAAUCAAUGUAAGUAUUAUCAAUUAUGUUGUGCAGAAAGUAUGAUUAUUUAAUUGUUUUCCAGAUGAGCAUGAUGCUAAUGAAACUAUUUUUGAUACUGUUAUAUUGGUAAACAAACCCAAAUACCUAGACAUGCAUACUUUAGUUAGAAAUAUAGUAUUAUUAUGUUUUUCCUAUGUAAACAUGUAUUAAAUUUUCACUAAACAGAAAAACCUCCAAAAAAUUAUGUUACCAAAUAUAUGCAAAACUCCAUUUUUAUUAAAAAAAUGAAGUUUAUUUUUGUUAUUGUGGUAAAAAUGUUUGUUUUAUAUUUUCUAUGAUAUGUAAACUUUUGACCCCAAUCGUACAUUUAAAUGUGAUUUUGUUGUUUUGGAUAUGGUUAUACAUAGUUGUUGGUUUUAACUGUUGGAAUACAGAGGUUAAAGGUCAAGGGCCACAGAUGUCACCCUUUUUUGAAAUAAUUUGUUUGAAGGGGGAGGCAUAUUAGACGUAGUUGUAUAAAUUGUCUGGUUUAUAUUUUUGUUAGCAAUUUAUACUAUAUACAUGUAAUUUUAAAGGUGAAUUUUAAGUGUUAGUUUUGGAGCCUGACAACCUUUUUUUUUUUGGGGGGGGGGGAGUAUUGAGAAUAUUCUCCAUAAUGUUGGUUAUAAUUGUUCUAUUUUAUCAACUUCCGUCACAUUGUUUGCGUUUUGUUUGAAACUGUUGGGUUUGAAAGUUCGAUCCUGUAAGAUAUGUUACAAUUUUCUUGUGCAUUAUAGAUAUUUCUGUUCAUGGUCAAGUAUUAAGUUGCAUUUGAAUCAUUGCUUUCUUAAAAUGUGUUAAUUGUAUGACAGAGAGUAAGUAAAAAAAUAUGAUUACAGAGAUUUUACGUUCCGUAUGAAAGUUAUAUCGAUCCGGUAAUAUUCCUGUGCCGUAUGGAUAUUAAUAGGUCAAGUGUAAAGAUGUAUAUGAAUGAUUGCUUUCCUAAAAUGUGUUAAUUGUAGGUCAGAAAGUAAGAUAAUAAAAAUAAAAGGUAUACACUCAAUAGAGCUUUCAUUUUUGUGAUCUUGCUUGAAAAAAUAUGGAUAAUCAAAAAUAAUGCAAAUUACAGGCAGUGCCACUAAUUAUUUUAGAUAUGUAACAUUUGACCUAGAUUGAAUCAAUGUAAGUAUUAUCAAUUAUGUUGUGCAGAAAGUAUGAUUAUUUAAUUGUUUUCCAGAUGAGCAUGAUGCUAAUGAAACUAUUUUUGAUACUGUUAUAUUGGUAAACAAACCCAAAUACCUAGACAUGCAUACUUUAGUUAGAAAUAUAGUAUUAUUAUGUUUUUCCUAUGUAAACAUGUAUUAAAUUUUCACUAAACAGAAAAACCUCCAAAAAAUUAUGUUACCAAAUAUAUGCAAAACUCCAUUUUUAUUAAAAAAAUGAAGUUUAUUUUUGUUAUUGUGGUAAAAAUGUUUGUUUUAUAUUUUCUAUGAUAUGUAAACUUUUGACCCCAAUCGUACAUUUAAAUGUGAUUUUGUUGUUUUGGAUAUGGUUAUACAUAGUUGUUGGUUUUAACUGUUGGAAUACAGAGGUUAAAGGUCAAGGGCCACAGAUGUCACCCUUUUUUGAAAUAAUUUGUUUUAAGGGGGAGGCAUAUUAGACGUAGUUGUAUAAAUUGUCUUGUUUAUAUUUUUGUUAGCAAUUUAUACUAUAUACAUGUAAUUUUAAAGGUGAAUUUUAAGUGUUAGUUUUGGAGCCUGACAACCUUUUUUUUUUGGGGGGGGGGGGGGAGUAUUGAGAAUAUUCUCCAUAAUGUUGGUUAUAAUUGUUCUAUUUUAUCAACUUCCGUCACAUUGUUUGCGUUUUGUUUGAAACUGUUGGGUUUGAAAGUUCGAUCCUGUAAGAUAUGUUACAAUUUUCUUGUGCAUUAUAGAUAUUUCUGUUCAUGGUCAAGUAUUAAGUUGCAUUUGAAUGAUUGCUUUCUUAAAAUGUGUUAAUUGUAUGACAGAGAGUAAGUAAAAAAAAAUAUGAUUACAGAGAUUAUACGUUCCGUAUGAAAGUUAUAUCGAUCCGGUAAUAUUCCUGUGCCGUAUGGAUAUUAAUAGGUCAAGUGUAAAGAUGUAUAUGAAUGAUUGCUUUCCUAAAAUGUGUUAAUUGUACGUCAGAAAGUAAGGAAAUAUUUGAAAAAAUGUUAUUUACUAAGUUUAGAUUGUUGCAAGAAAUUAACAUUUGAAAUGUUUCACAAUAGGAGCAAAGUAUACACAUCUGGGGUAGAUUUAAUUUGUAAUGUUUUAUUUGUUGUGAAGAUUUUAGUAGUUAUUAGCACAGUUUAAAACAAAAUAUGUUAUAGUGCAUCCCAUAAAAAAGUACCCUGUACUCUUAUUUCCUCAUAAGGUAUAACUUACCAUGAAAGUAAUUAAGUUCUGUAUUAUUGAAGAGAAUAUAAGUUAAUCUUUAACAUGAAAUAAAACAAGGUCAUACAAUUUAUACAUAUAUAUAUGAUGCUUUUAAAUUUGGGUAUACUAUUUUUUUCUGUGAUGCAUGUGUAGUGUUUAACAUAUACAAUUGGAUCAACAAUACAAUGAUACAGAUGAAAAGUUGCAUAAAGUUGCUUCUAUUAGUGUUUAUAUUUGUAUUAAAGUAUUUUUUAAUAUA